This is a messenger RNA of Fraxinus pennsylvanica, 3372 nucleotides long. NCBI's taxonomy places the organism in Eukaryota, Viridiplantae, Streptophyta, Magnoliopsida, Lamiales, Oleaceae. The record is from the annotation of a GenBank genome assembly.
AUGCCGUUGGUGAGAGUGGAGGUGAGAAAUGAGUACGGACUUGGAACACCGGAGCUGUAUAGAGAAGCGAACAAGGAGGAUCCGAAAGAGGUUCUCGAAGGCGUUGCUGUUGCUGGCCUAGUCGGAGUCUUACGUCAGCUCGGCGACCUUGCUGAAUUUGCAGCAGAGAUUUUCCAUGGCUUACAGGAAGAAGUGAUGAUAACCUGUUCUAGAAGCCACAACUUGAUGGCUCGAGUACAACAGAUUGAAGCUGCCGUUUCUCCUCUCGAGAAGGCUGUAUUGGCCCAGAGGAACCAUUUAUACUUUGCUUAUUCAGCUGGUUCCAAUUGGCAUGCUCGUCUGCAGUGUGGGCAACAUCAAUUUGCAAGCGGUGAAAUGCCUCAAUUUAUUAUGGAUUCUUACGAAGAUUGUCGCAGCCCUCCACAUUUGCAUUUGCUCGAUAAGUUUGACCCUGGAGGCCCAGGAUCUUGCUUCAAAAGGUAUUCGGAUCCAACUUUAUUUAAGCGAGCAUCAGCAGGAUCUAAAGAAGCAUAUUCCAAGAAAAUAGCGAAUGAUAAGAUUGUUCGCAGUAUUAAGAAAGGAAGAUCAUGGCAAAGGAAUGGAGACGUAUCCCGAGGUUCAUCAUUUUCUAAUCUCGGUGGCAGAAUGCCGGUCACUCGACUGACUGUUAAUGAGAAAACUUCCCCUUCUCAGAGAAUGUCUACAUGUGAUGCUACAUUAAGAUCAGAUUUUGGGAAACAAUCAAAUUUAGAUUCGAGAAAACAAAGUUACUCAAUGCAACCUGAAAAACAAGAACUUAAAGAAUCCUUUUUUUCUCCAUCAAAGAGGUAUUAUAGUAAUUCCCUUCAUUACAAAUUUCUCGAGGAAAAAGAGGCAGAUCUAUGUGAUGAUAUUCAGAACAAUUUAUCAAAAGAGCAAAUUGGCUAUAGUUCAUCUUCAAUUACUUGGCAUGGAAAGGCAGAAAGCCCGCAGUUUAUGCCAAGGCAGUAUAAUCAUAAUUGUAUGCCACAAGAAUGUGAUCUCAAUGGAAAUUUAGAGCCAUGUUCCCUAAAUUUCGACCAGGAAACUUGGAGAAGUCAAGCUGUUAAUCUUGAAACUGCUGAUCAAAUGGAUGUUCAGCCUUGUAGUGAAACCUUGCCAAUGCCAAAAUCAGAUGACAUCCAGCUUGAUGACAUGGAAAGUGAUACAGAUCAAUUUAUGGAUGCACUUAACACGGUUGUUUCAGAUACUGAAACUGAUAUAGAUUGCACAAUAAAGAACGAAGAACAUUACUUGAAAUCAGAGGACAAGGCAGUAGAUGAAACACAUCAUUCUGAAUGUCAUUCUUCAAAUUUUGAAUCAGACAUUUUUGUCAACAGUUCUCAGGUCAAUAGUAGUGAUGGACAUAACCUCAUUUCAGCGUCUCUACUAUCCCCGUCAGCAACUUACUCUUCUAUUGCUGAAGUAACAUCUAAGGAAAAUUUGAACUCAGAUUCCUCAGAGAACAAUGCCCAUUUACUGUCAACAACUCAAAGGGCUAGUGAGUUAUUGAACCGAAUCGUUGAUUCUCAUGAAUACAGCAACAUUGAUGAUGAUGUCGAUGUAAAAUCUGUUUUCAGGAAAGUAUUGCCAUCCAAUUUAAGAGAGGAUAAGUCAGUGAUGCCAGUCACAGAUAGGACAACAAGCAAUCCUGAGUGUCAAGCACCUGAACAAGAACCUUCUAACAAUACGCAAGUGAAGUUAUGGACAAAUGGUGGAUUGCUAGGGCUAGAACCCUCAAAACCUCCAGACUUCAGUGUAUUAAAUGCCCUCCAUCAAGAUCCUGUGGCCAGUAAAGACGGAAGUAUUAGUACUUUCAUUGCUAAAGCUGCAAAGAAAUCUGAUGAAAUGGAGAACUCCAGAAAUAUGGGAAAUGGUUUCAAUAUGGAUUGCUCUACGUCAUGUCAGAAUUACCAAGAACGGGGCACCUCAUUUAGGAAGAUAUCUUGGAAAAUUUCAACUUCCAAUUUAGAUGACAAGCUCGAAAAGUCCAGUAAUUCACUUCAUCGAAAUUAUGUUAAUAGUUCCGCAGACAAUGGAUCUACUGAUGCUGGUGUAGUGCCAUCUAGAAGUUCUCAGCCUGAUAGCUCAGAUAUCCAAUUUACCAGAGAGCAUCAGGAGAAUUUCAGAAGUUCUAGGGUGUUUGAACUGGGCAAUCUAUUGUUUGCAAAUGAAUCUUAUAGAAAACUAUUGGAUGGCAGAGAUGACGACUCUGGUUCUUCCCGUUACCUAAAUACAGGUGUAAUCGAGCAAAACAACUGUCAAAAUAUUGCAGAUCAUUCGAUCUCUGGAAGAUAUAAAGAUUUGUUUGAAGGUGGCUCUGGAUUUAUGUCCUCUUCUUCCUCACCGCCGCUUGAACACAUGAAAGUAUCAUUCCGACCUAUAGAUGGCUUUGAGACUACCAAGAUGAAGUUAAAAUUCCCUGAUGGCAAUAAUAGUCUUGGAAGCGAUGGAAAUAUUUUUCCUUCGUUUCAGUUGGUCCCAGAGGUGUCCACUACACAGUAUAUCGUUGGUUCAGACUCAGAUGACUCAUUUUAUAGAUCAUCACCUUCUGUAUCAGAUGAUAGUCUUAGCCAUCGGUCUGAUUCGAAUUCUGAGCAAUGUGAGUCCAGAAAAUCUCCCAGUAACAAGGAGCAUGAUAUAUAUGACGUGUUACGCAGAAUCUCAUUGAUGGAGUCUACUUCAACAAAGAGGGAAAAUGGGAGUUCGAGACACGGAGAGAUCUAUGAAAAUCGUCAACUUCCAUUUGUUAAAAACGGUGUGGACAGACGUUCUCAAUCUUGUCGUUUGUUUGAUAUUCCAGAGUUAAAUGUCCGAAAUCACCCGUUCGGGGAAGAACUGCGAAACGAUUCGCAAACAAUGGAUUCUGUGGAGACACAAUUUUCACCUACCCCUCCACCUCUCCCUCCUGCACAAUGGCGGACUAUGAAGCCACAUCUGGAUGAUAUAGAAAAUGGACAUGCUGUGAUAUCUGAAAGCCUUAACUAUGCAUCUGGUCUUACACAUUCAGAAUCUACAAUAUCUCAGCAACUUAUUCCAUCCCCUCUUAAGCAAGAUUGUACUAUUGGCACAAUUAUGCUAGAAAAUAGCAAGUCAGACACGGAAAAGACAAAUGUAAGAAGAGAACCUAAUCGGGCUGCAUGUCGCAAGAAUAUAGAUUUAAGGGAGGAUUUUCUUAAUCAGAUUAGAACAAAAUCAUACAGCCUGAGACCAACUGUGAAAGCAAAAUCAACUGUGUUGCCAGGGGGCCCUGCCAAUGGAAAAGUCACGGCCAUUUUGAAGAUGGCGAAUACAAUUCGACAGGCUGUCGGAAGUGAUGAUGGGGGAGGAGAUGAUAACUGGAGUGACACUUAG